AUGGAUGAACACAGGGGAGUUGGUGAAGUCACCCAUCUCCUAUUUGCGGAUGACACUCUCACUUUUUGUGAUGCCUCAGCAGAUCAGGUGGUUAAUAUUCUUGUUGUGCUGGUGUGUUUCCAAUCUAUCACAGGACUUAAGAUUAAUUUGGACAAAUCAACUAUGUUCACUGUGGGCGACAUUCCGGAACCUGAUUACUUUGCAACGAUCCUUGGGUGCAAAUGGAGUAAUGAUCCAUCGAAAUACCUUGGAUUGCCAUUAGGAGAUCGCCCAAAUGCAGCUGCAAUUUGGAAUCCUGCUGUGGAUAAAUACCAAAGAAGACUACAAGGCUGGAUGAAUAGACACCUAUCUCUUGGAGCUAGGCUGACUCUGGACUGUUCUACUUUGAACAGCCUGCCUUUCUACCAUUUCUCACUCCUUAAGGCCCCUUAG
Linum trigynum is the source of this 432-nucleotide messenger RNA. NCBI's taxonomy places the organism in Eukaryota, Viridiplantae, Streptophyta, Magnoliopsida, Malpighiales, Linaceae. The record is from the annotation of a GenBank genome assembly.